This is a messenger RNA of Caenorhabditis elegans, 651 nucleotides long. RefSeq names its product RNA polymerase II subunit A C-terminal domain phosphatase ssup-72 (gene ssup-72). Bases 2 to 595 code for a protein of 197 amino acids. The transcript has 4 exons. Gene Ontology annotation, molecular function: protein serine/threonine phosphatase activity; phosphoprotein phosphatase activity. Gene Ontology annotation, cellular component: nucleus. Gene Ontology annotation, biological process: mRNA processing; regulation of transcription by RNA polymerase II. The record is from RefSeq and is marked reviewed. NCBI's taxonomy places the organism in Eukaryota, Metazoa, Nematoda, Chromadorea, Rhabditida, Rhabditidae.
AAUGGAGUAUUCAUCAAAACUUCGUUUUGCGGUCAGUUGUUCCAGUAAUAUGAAUCGUUCAAUGGAAGCACAUGGCAUCUUAAAAAAACGUGGCUUCAAUAUCGAAUCGUAUGGGUCUGGAAAUCAAGUGAAAAUGCCAGGACCAACAGUAGAUAAGCCCAAUUGUUAUGAGUUUGGGCCAACGACGUAUGAAGACAUUUAUGCGGAUUUAACAAACAAAGAUCUUCACUUAUACACACAAAACGGACUUCUUCAUAUGGUUGACCGAAAUCGACGAAUCAAAUCUCGCCCACAGCGAUUUCAAGCAGAAACUCGUGAAUUCGACAUUGUUCUUUGUUUGGAAGAAAGAGUUUUCGAUCAGGUCGUAGACUUCUUAAACCGCAGCGUUGGUAAAUCUGGGAACCCAGUCCACGUUAUCAACAUCGACAUUGAAGAUAACGCAGAAGAAGCUACAUUUGGAGCAUUCUUCGUAGCUGAUCUCUGCGAAAAGCUCGAAAGAUCUGAAGACUUCGAAGAAGAUAUAGAUCAAAUAAUCACCGACCUCGAAGAGAAUAAUCCAAAAAGAAACCUUCUCCACACAAUAUGUUUUUAUUAAUUUUUCAAUGUUAAUUAAAUUAUUAUACGAUGAUAUUUUUUUAAACCAACAAAAAC